Molecule: messenger RNA, 1530 nt
Organism: Megachile rotundata (alfalfa leafcutting bee)
Lineage: Eukaryota; Metazoa; Arthropoda; Insecta; Hymenoptera; Megachilidae
Product: ADP ribosylation factor 4 pseudogene
Source: RefSeq, a predicted model, not a curated record
UGAACCAAUCAGAAUCGCCAUGCGCAGACGCGCAGAAUUCGUCAUCUGAUGAGUAUGUUCUUCCGCGGAAUAAAUAAUGACUCUAAAGAAAGUGGUGUUCGUAACCAAUUUCACCAACUAUUUCCGGAAUGAGUCCAGUUUGAGCUGACGUUUGAUACUGUCUCUAAGGUGUGUUAAUUGGGAUUGUUGUUAACGUCACAUUUUCAAGAUUCAAAAAUCUUGACAUUCCAUGCGUGUAUCAUCGUUUCGUCAUAAAUGCAAUGUAACUGGAAUAUUGCAACAUUAAAAAAGAAGAUGAAAGGACAUUGAAGGAAAAACGCGUUUUUCCUCAAUCCAAAAAACGAACACGUAGGACACGUCAGUUACAAAAUCCAUGGGGUUAAUGCCUUAUCAUAAAGAUACCACUUAAAUACGGACAGGAGCAAUAUAUAUGAGUCACAGCUCAGUCGACCACUAACGAGAAAGCCGGCAUUGCGCGUCAUCUAGUGACGGCAAGUGUACAAGUGAGCCGCGUGACACGUAUAUAGUUCCAAUCAAAUUUUCCAAACAAUAAGAUAUCAGUUUGAAUAUUUCAAAUCACGUUAAGUGUCUUCCCAAACAAAAUGGGCCUAACAAUUAGUACCCUGCUCACUCGACUUUUUGGUAAAAAGCAAAUGAGGAUAUUAAUGGUGGGCUUGGAUGCUGCCGGCAAAACUACAAUAUUAUACAAAUUGAAGCUUGGCGAGAUUGUCACAACAAUACCUACCAUUGGAUUCAACGUUGAAACUGUUGAGUACAGGAAUAUAUGUUUCACGGUAUGGGACGUUGGUGGCCAAGACAAAAUCAGACCACUCUGGAGACAUUACUUUCAAAAUACGCAGGGCCUCAUUUACGUUGUUGACAGUAAUGAUCGUGAACGUAUCGCAGAGGCUGAACGUGAAUUAGCAAACAUGUUGAAGGAAGAUGAACUGCGAGAUGCAGUUCUCUUAGUUUUCGCUAACAAACAGGAUCUUCCGAACGCUAUGUCUGCGGCAGAACUUACAGAUAAAUUAGGACUUAAUUCGUUGCGGGGACGUCAUUGGUAUAUUCAAAGUACUUGUGCCACUCAAGGACAUGGAUUGUACGAAGGACUUGACUGGUUGAGUAAUGAACUUGCUAAAAAGUGAUAAAGCAUUGUCGUUAUUUAUAACCUUCAUGAACAGUUUCAUCAUUGAGCAUGGACGUAGAAGGCAGGUCGCAAUUUUCGUUUUAUCAGAUUAUGCACUAUGUGUACAUAUUUAAUACCACUGUGAUUGUAAUUUCUAAGAUAAAAAUUGCUUGAGAUAAUAGAAUAUAACGACCGAUUUAACAGAUAUGAUGCUUAUAUUGUUUUCAUUUUUAACGUGAAAUUUUCAAACAAGAAGAAAAAAUAUAAAUUAGAUGAGUGUGUAUAUUUACUAGUUCUGUAUUGUUUGUACAUGAUUUAUAAUUCCACUUGAGAAAGUUGUAAGUUCAAUUGGAAGUGUAUCUUGGAUUGAAAAUAAACAUGAAAUAUUUCUACAUUAAUUUUAA